Camponotus floridanus (Florida carpenter ant) is the source of this 2646-nucleotide messenger RNA. RefSeq lists its product as uncharacterized. The transcript is spliced from 9 exons. NCBI's taxonomy places the organism in Eukaryota, Metazoa, Arthropoda, Insecta, Hymenoptera, Formicidae. Gene Ontology annotation, molecular function: protein binding. The record is from RefSeq and is a predicted model, not a curated record. The coding region runs from base 333 to 2543 and encodes 736 amino acids.
CGCGCGACGCCGGUCAGUCGUGUGAAGAGGAGCGACGCGCGUCGGUUUUUCACGCGAGUGCGACGCUCUCGGUCCAAGUCGUGUCGCUUAUCGUCGUCGAACAAAAAUUUGUUUCAUCAAAAAUGUGAUCGGACGAUACGUACGGCGGUUUCUCGCUCGUUUGGGACGCUCGUUCUUGUGAAAAAUCUACCCGUCACUCUCCCCCUUUCACCUUCUGUUUUUGUCCUUCUCUUCCGGAGGCGAAGGCAAGAAGUCAGCAGCAAAUUUCGCGCUUCACGGAGGAUUCGCAUCGACGGCGAACAUGAUAUUUUUGUGAGAAAUCCAAGUUUCAGAUGGAGAACCAAGGUUACGAGGAGGAGCAAUCGCGAGUGGAAAAAGAGCAGUCCACAUUCGAGUCUCGUUAUCGGCAGCCUCAUGACACGAUCGAGCUAAAUGAUCCUGUCGCUGCAAGGACGCAUCCCGAGAGUCACGUCUACGAGGACAUCUCCUCCGAUACAGUAGCUAAAUUUUCCGAGAGGAUAUCGUUUCCGGAUGAGACUCACGAGACCAAGGAUCAUCAAUCGACUGAUCUUGCUAGACAAGCCUGGAUCGAUGAACCAUCGUCAAUAACGACUACCGCGAUUCUCGACAAAUCCUUCCAACAGAACUUGACUUUAGACUUGGCUGAAAUCAGCGCCAACCACGAUAACGCGAUCUCCUCUUCGCGAGCAGUGUCCAGAACAAAGGAAGAUGUCCUCGAGGAAGCCUCCAAGAAUCCUCGCGAUCUUCCAAGACCCUUUGCUGAUGGCGACCUUUUCGGAAACGUGGUGUCCUUGUCACCACGAGAGAAGGAUUCGUCGCGAGAUUCGGUGCAGCCUGAUCGACGGACGAAUCGUAGACGCAAGAAGAAAGACUGCAAACAUUGCAGAAGCAAAUUGGCCGUUGCGAAUUCCUGCGAAAAGCUGGACAAGCUGGUCGGUAGCGAGGAUGCGAUCUUAAGAGAGAACGAGAUCAAUCAACGAAACAAGGAUUUUACGUCCAGCUUUUUGUUCCGGGAAUCGCUGCUGAGGCCACAGAACAUUAAGAUCUAUCCGAUCGUGAAAAGAACGAGCCUCGGAGAUAUCGGCGUCAAGAAUUCCUCGGCAUUUCUCGAGAAUGAAUUGCACUCGACCGCGGAGAACGCGGCCAGGUUCCUGGUGAACGAUAGAAUGUUGGACCAGGUGACGCAGAGCAACCAGAACAAGAUUCUAGGAGUAUCGAGGAAUGGAACGGAUAUGAGGAUUAAUUCCAUCUACUCGCAGGAUCGCUGGUACGGCAAGGAGCAACCGAUAUUCUACACCGACGUCAAGGAGCAGAAUCCUUUUCAGAGAGCCUAUUCGCUGCCAACGCGGACGCACACACCGACCUCGCAGAAUCGCGUUAAUCUGCGUCGAAGUGUCAGAAACGAUCCACCACCGCAUCCGGCGCGUCUUGACAAACAUCGUCGUGGCUGGACGCUUCAUCUGGCUCGUCCCCUGAAGACAUCCGGAUGUUCCAAUCCGCUUGUACCUCUACUGAUCGUCCUGCUGAUCCUACUGGGAGUCGCUGGGGUUGCGUUGUAUAUCGUCUUCGUCUCCUCUUUCGCAGAGCCAGAAAAACUCCAGAUCAUUCAGCAGUACCUGAAGUCGUCGACAAGCAAGUUGACGGAGCAGAACGUUACAUCCGGUGAACCGAUCACAUCCGUGAUUCCGAACGACGAGCCUGAUCUGAUCGUCACGAGCGGGAUGACGAUGAACGUCGACGCGUUUACCAUGGCCGCUUUUUUAAACGGCGAGGCGUCAUUUCCGGAGAGCGUUUCACCGACGACGGAAGUGGAAACGGAAGCCACGACUCGAAAUCCUAAUGCGACGAGAUAUUGCGACGAUUGCUUCGAAGGUGAGGUGUGCGUUGCUCUUGUUAACGAUGAGGUACCGAUAUGCAGAAGCCUCCUUGAUCGUGAGGAUCCCACCGGAUGUGGCGGUUUGUGCAUCAUCGACAAGCAAAAGUGCCAUCGCCUCGACGUAGACGCCUUCAGAUGUGUAGAAAUUGAGCAUUAUUGUCUGGACAAUGAAUGGACUUGUUCCAAUACUCUGUGCAUCCCCUUGUACAAGCGUUGUGACGGGCAUAUGAACUGUUACGAUCAUUCGGACGAGUUCGAUUGUACCUGCAAUCUGGAGACGCAUUUCCAGUGCGGUAACGAGACCUCCUGCCUUCCGUUGGAGAAGAGAUGCGACAGAAAGAUAGAUUGCUGGGACGCAGCCGACGAGAUUAAUUGCACGUUAGGUCGUAAUCUCAAUUGGUCUUGCCCCGUGGACAAGGAAUUUACGUGUAAUAAUGGGGAAUGCAUAUUAAAAGUUCGUUUUUGUGACGGACUAGCGGACUGUAGCGACGAAUCAGACGAGCCUCACGGGUGCAAAGGACGAUGUAAUAAACAGGAAUUUACAUGCCAAAACGGCAGAUGUAUUACGAAGGGAAUGAAAUGUAACGGGGUUGACGAUUGUGGAGAUGGUACGGAUGAGAGACACUGCAAGGAUCGGUUCACUUAGUAUUCGUAUGUGAAGAGACAAGAUAUUGCCAAUCGGAGAAAAUCAAAUGCAGUAUUUUAUACAAAGAUAAAUGUAUGUUACGUGUAUAUAGUGUGUUAUAUAA